This is a messenger RNA of Diospyros lotus (date-plum), 789 nucleotides long. RefSeq lists its product as uncharacterized. The transcript has a single exon. Bases 94 to 567 code for a protein of 157 amino acids. Lineage: Eukaryota; Viridiplantae; Streptophyta; Magnoliopsida; Ericales; Ebenaceae. The record is from RefSeq and is a predicted model, not a curated record.
CACACAUAAGCCAAGCCAAAGCUCUGAUCUUUCUUCCCACCCAAAGCACUACUCGGGCUCCAGCUGCCGGCAAAUCCAGCGCCGCCGUGGCCAAUGGAGACGGUGACGGAGUUGGUGGCGGCGCUAGACCAAGCCACCCAAAUGGCCAAGCAGCUCCCAGCCACCACCGACCCAUCCCACCUCCUCCAAAUCUAUGCCGCCCUCCACUCCGCCCAUCACCGCCUCUCUUCCUUCCUGUCCCACCCCCACCCGCCGCCGGCACCCGCCGUGGCCGAGAACUCCCUCGCCUCCGCGGCGGGCGACGGCGAGCCGAUGCAACUCGCGGACGACGAUAACCGCGAGGAAGCGGAGGCCGAAACCGCCACAGUCGACAGCGUUCAGGAGCGGAUGAGAGAUUGCUUCAUCCAGAACAAGCGCCCCAAGCGUCCGCUCUCCCCGUCCUCCGCCGCCGCCGCAGAGCUCCGGCGUCGGCCCCCGCCAUAUGACGACGGGUUCCUUUCGUACGGGUUUGAUCCUCUGGGCACAAAGUUAAGGUCUCUGGACCUUAUUUAUCAAUUCCAUUGCUGACCAAUCUGUUUGCCAUGUCUUUCUUGGGGCCUUUUUUUCUCUAAGAAUCCACAGCCACUACUCAUUGUAGCCCAUAAACCAGAGAAGAUGAAAUUUAGGGUUUUUACCCUAAUAUUAUAACUGGUGGCAAGUUCUUGCCCUGUUUUCUAAUCUGAAGUGACUGCAACUACAGGGAGGUUUUCCGUUGAAGAUGGAGAAUGGGGGGAGAAUGUAUGGAACAAC